Andrographis paniculata is the source of this 1644-nucleotide messenger RNA. RefSeq lists its product as uncharacterized. The record is from RefSeq and is a predicted model, not a curated record. The transcript is spliced from 2 exons. The coding region runs from base 1 to 1644 and encodes 547 amino acids. NCBI's taxonomy places the organism in Eukaryota, Viridiplantae, Streptophyta, Magnoliopsida, Lamiales, Acanthaceae.
AUGGAUAGGAGUUGGAUAGACGAUGCGAACCAUAUCUCCGCUCAAUAUUUGGACGGGGUCAGGGCUUUCUUAGAUUUCGCAUUUAAAGAUCGUAGCUCUGAAUCUUGCAUCUAUUGCCCCUGUACAUCUUGCGGAAAUCGCUUAACAAAAUCUCGUAGAGAUGUCUUGCUCCAUUGUAUUCGUUAUGGAUUCGACCAAACCUACAAGGUUUGGACUUGCCACGGAGAAGGAGAGGUGAACCCUGCUGUUGCAAACGACAAUAUGCCAAUGCGUUGGGAGGAGGAACUAGAACUUCUAUUGCGAGAGUGUGCAUAUACAGAGCACACCGAUCCGGGGCCCAGUGGAAAUGAACCUCAUAGGGAUGACGAAAAUGAACAUAUACAUCAUGGCAGUAAGGGGUAUAGAAAGAUGUUAGAAGAUGUAGAGAAAGAGCUCAUACCAGGGUGCAAGAAGAUGAGUAGACUCUCGUUUAUCGCACGGCUUUUGCACUUGAAGGUUUUGUGCCACUGGUCUAAUAAUUCUAUUGAUUUGCUGUUAGAGCUGUUACGGGAUGCACUUCCAGACGAUGUUGUCCUUCCGAAGAACUUCUAUGAGGCUAAUAAGCUGACCAAGGACUUGGGGUUCACAUGCAAGACUAUCCAUGCGUGCAUCAACAAUUGCAUGUUGUUUACCGGGGAAGAUGUUGACCGUGAGGUUUGUGUUGUGUGUAGGGAAAAGCGAUUUACACAGGGUAAAGAUAGAUCUCCAGUGAAGAAGUUAAGGUACUUUCCAUUAAUUCCGCGAUUGCAGCGAUGGUACGUAUCUUCCAAAACUGCAUCUUCUAUGAGAUGGCAUGCCGAAGGGCGUGUAGACGAUGGCAAGAUGCGUCAUCCAGCAGAUAGUCCUGCGUGGAAGAGUUUCGAUCAUCGGUACCCGACGUUCUCUGAGGAGAUUCGCAACGUACGACUCGGUCUGGCCACUGACGGUUUCAACCCUUUUGGGAAUAUGAGUGUGAGUUAUAGUAUUUGGCCCGUCGUACUUGUGAUAUAUAACCUACCUCCGUGGCUGUGCAUGAAGCAACCAUCGUUCAUCCUCUCUACGAUUAUAGACGGCCCGCAUGGCCCGGGGGAUCGGAUUGAUGUCUUCCUUCAACCUUUGAUCGAUGAGCUUAAGGAGCUUUGGUAUGAUGGUGUUCGGACGUACGAUGCGAGUACUAAGGAGGAUUUCCAGAUGCGAGCUGCAUUGCUGUGGACUAUUAGUGAUUUUCCCGGUUACGGUAUGUUGUCAGGGUGGCCGACUCGUGGGGCGAAUGCAUGCCCUGUUUGUGGUUUAAAAACUCAUUCCAGAUACCUGAAAAAUGGACAUAAGUAUAGCUAUUGCGGGCAUCGACGGUUCCUGCCGGCUGGGCAUAGAAUGCGCUUUGAUAAACAUGCAUUUGACGGUUCGAUGAGCUUUGACGGAAAGCCUUCUCGCUUGACCGGCGCUGAACUUCUGCAGCAGCUUCAGGAUAUGCCUACUGAGUAUCGUACGGUUGACUUGAUUGAGAAACGCAUUGCACAGGGGUCUCGCAAGCGUCGCCGGGGGGUGGACGGGCAGCAACAGGUGUGGAAAAAAAAGAGCAUAUUCUUUCAGCUCCCUUAUUGGGGAAAACAAAGGACAAUCUGA